AUGGCGCCUAGCGCCGUGUGGAUUUAUUUUAAAAAAGUAAAUAAGAGAUCUCAUGUACAAUGUAACCAAUGUGCGAAACAGCUUAAAUACAAUAACAGUACGACCAGUUUAAUUAAACAUCUCCAAAAAGCACACAACAUUGAAAUAACUGCUGCUAAUCAAAAUCGUCCUAGAACAAUGAGUGAAAAAGACAGUGACGAUGAAAUAACAGUUUCACAACCUAAACAACCUCGCUUAUCGGAAGUUUCGAAUCAACUCGUACCUUUAAGUACUUCAUCAAAUUCAGUUUUAAGUUCUGAGUCUGAGAGACCAAUUUUUCAAGGGCCUAUUGAUCGCUGCAUAAAUAAUACAACUUCAUUUUCAGUGGGUGGUCAUAGUAAUAAUGAUGUAACUACUGCUCUCAUUUAUAUGAUUGCUGUUGAUAACCUUCCUCUAUGCACUCCUGAAAAAAAAGGCUUCAGAAUGUUUGUAAAAAAAUUACAGCCUCUUUACAAGAUUCCAUGUGAGCCAACUAUCACUGGACGAAUGAAAUCUAUGUACGAUGAAUUAAAGAUUAAAGUUACGGGAGAGUUAAAAGAAGCAGAUUCUAUCUGUCUUACCACAGAUAUUUGGACCCAUCAACACACUAUGUGCAGCUACCUUGGUUUAACUGCUCAUUAUUUAAAAGGAUAUGAAAUGACUUCUUACGAAUUAGGUGCAUAUCAUUUAACCGAAAGGAAGACAAUUUCAUAUUUAAUGGAGAGAUUAAGUAAAAUUUGCGAAGAGUGGGGAAUUGAGGAAAGUAAAAUCAGUGCUGUGCUGUCAGACGGAGGCGCUAACAUAAAAGGCGCUAUCAAGCAACUCUUUGGAGAAGCAAAAGACGUAUCAUAUUUUGGUCACACUCUUAAUAAUAUUGGACAAAAUCUGAUAGAAGUGAAUGUUACACGGCCGGCAUCCGAAGCAGAUCAGAGUGAAAUGCUUGAAUCCCUUGAUGAAGAUGAUAGUGACGCGGAAAAUGAUUUAAACAUUAAUGAAAAAUCGCAAUUAAGAAAGUUAAUAAUUAAAAUGUAG
Molecule: messenger RNA, 1050 nt
Organism: Cotesia congregata
Lineage: Eukaryota; Metazoa; Arthropoda; Insecta; Hymenoptera; Braconidae
Source: the annotation of a GenBank genome assembly